GUCUAACUUAUAGAUUAUAAAGGACAUCAUGAUUAAGGUGCCAAGGUAUAAAGUUAUGGCUACAGUUCUUAAGUAGUUACAGCAGUUCUGAAGGUUUCAGGCUUAUAUUCCCAUUUGCUCUGAAUUGUCAAUACAAUAUAACCUUACCAAAUAAAAUUAAAAGUUAUUAUAUCAUAAUUCUCACAUUGAUAUGAAGAACAUGUCCAUGGCGCUGUCACUAAAUGAUGUCAUCUUAGAUUUUAGGACUUUUAGUUUGUGAGAAAUUCAUUGAAUGUUAAAAACAUCACCCCUGUGACCUUGAAUAUGGGUAAAGGUCACUUCUUUUCACAAACUUUGUGGAGCUCCUAUUGGCCAUGUUGUUCUCCCGGUCAGAUUAAAUGGGUACAACUAGGGACCAAGGGGAACCUACACAUGAAGCUUGAGAAAUAUUUCUCCAAUUAUUUUCAAGAAAUAGUGAUAACAAUGAUUGUUUACAGACGGACAGCGGACAGACAACUGACCACGGAUUCAGGGCAAUUUGUAGAGUCCACCUUCUGACGAUGUUAGGGUAAUAACAUGCAUCAAUACUGACUCAGUUUGGUACUUUAGGAUUGAGGAUAUAGCACACUGCCUAGUUAUAUGAGGAGGUACAUUAAUAAUAAAUCUAAAAUUUUAUAAUUAAUUACAUUCCUCCACCAAAACCAUACGGAUUUGAAUUGGGUUAUAGUGACUCUUUAAGUGAAUAGUAAAAUCCAGUUAUGGUAUACACUUUACAGUUAGGAUAUAUAUAUAUAUAUAUGAAGGUCACUGUGUACAAAGAUUUGAUAGGGAAUUAUUUAAUAUUAUUGUGUACAACUUCAUUAACUUAGGAGUGCUCAUAAUUUAACACAGAAUUGUUUCCCUAUUGAUAAGAUGUCAUAUUAAAAUUCUAUUGAACAAUGAUUAAAGCUAAUGAGACUUUGGGGACAGGAUGGAGGAACUUGAUCCAGCUGACUUAAUGAGCUCCGUGGUAAUUAAUGCUGGAGCAGACAGUCCUGUACUAUGUGGGGUUUAUCUGACCAGCCUCUGGUCAAUCUUAAUUGGUUAAUCACUUUAUCAGCAUGUAAAUUUAUGCUGUGUUGUCACAUAAUGCUGUACAAGGCUACAGAAGGGUGGACACACUUGUAAGUGGUGGGAUAGAUGUAAACAGGUGUUAAAUAUCCAGGAUUAAACCCCUCACACCUUCACCAGACCCUCUCCUAAAUAUACACAAUUAUACAUUAUAAUGAUAUGGGCUUCAAUUUGGAAUUAAUUACUGGAUAAAGAUAAUCAAGUGAAGGCCCAGUACGUAUUAAAUCAGACUACACCCCUUUCACCAAAUGUUCAUAUUGUCAGACAAUUGUGCGGCUUUGCUGUGUGGUCAAUCUAAGAGAAACACACGUUUAGAAAUUUGACAAUUCAGGAACAACCAGAGAAAGGAGAAUUUCUGGAGAAGUGUUCAGGGUGUUACAAUAACAGCCUCCAUUUGAGUGUGGGACAGAAAACAAUGGGAGGUAAGGACUUCUGUACAUGGACAGUAAUACUCAUGUUACUGAUGACUCAUACAGCAAAUGGAAACACAUGUCAUCCCGGCUGUGUCUGUACCAACAAUUUCACCAUGGCAACCUGUAGAGAACUUCAGGUGUUAAAUGUGAAAAGUCUACCUCCACACACAAAAGAUCUCGGCAUCAUUAAAAGUAACGUGGGGCCUGUGUUCAACUAUUCCCUCUCAUCUUUAGUAGAGUUAGAGGUGAUAGAUUUGUCGUGGAACAAACUCACAGAAAUUUCUGGAGAUGUGCUCCGCCAUCUUGGACGUGUCAAAAGAUUGAGUUUCCGUGGAAACAGACUCCAUCGCCUUUUGGAUGAUGUUUUCAUACAUACAAUUAACUUACAAUAUUUGGAUCUCAGUCACAAUAGUUUUUCAGUUAUGCCUGAUGUAGCGUUCCGAUUUUUACAAAACUUGAAAGUUCUGAACAUGAGCUUCAAUCAUCUGACAAGCCCUGUUUUAGGACUUCGCUUCCAAGUAAUGACAAAUAUGGAACUACUGGAUUUUACUGGAAACAAUUUCUAUACGAUUCCUGACAAGACAUUUGAAAUGACACAAAACUGGAAUGAUGCUAUACAAAAAACAUUGAAUUUUUCUUUUUGUGGCAUACGUCAUAUUGAAGAAGGUGUAUUUAACGAUUUGAGGAAAAUACGGACACUUUUACUCACAGGAAAUUAUCAUUUAACUUCGGAAAACUUGACUGCGUCUUUCAACUCAUCUGAUUUUUCAAGUUUGGUGACACUGGAUUUAUCUAGGAUGAACUUAACAGAUGUUGGGAGCAUCCUUGUAACACUUCAAACGUCUCCACUAGCAGAACUUUUCCUUUCUCAUAACAACCUUGUUAGCCUUCCUCAGGCCUUACUGGACUACCACGCAAACCUACAGGUACUUCAGGCUCAUCAUAAUAAAAUCACAGAAAUCAGAACAUCCCUGACCCAGAUAUUGACCCUGACUCAUCUUGAUCUGUCCGACAACGUGAUAGCUAGUGUAGACUCAACAUUUGGUGAAAACCUUGUCAAUUUACAAACUUUAAUUUUAUCCAACAACAGAAUCGGUGAUGGUCUGAUUGUAGUUACAAAUAUGGCUUCUCUCAAACACCUGGAUCUUAGUAACAAUCAAAUCUCACACUUCAGCAUUCCUGAUUCUCUGACAAACUUGCAAAAUCUGUUUAUCGCAGGAAACAGUAUAUCGGAGUUAAACCAAAUGAUGGGACUCAGCAGUUUAUUGAAGUUUGACCUCAGUCGUAAUCAACUAUCUGAAUUGAAAGCGUUUCUUUUUCCUGAUUCAUCAAACAUACAGACAGCAAAUUUUAGUGGGAAUGUUAUAUCUAAAGUUAACCAUCAGACGUUCCGACGAAACACACCCAUCGUCAUAGAUAUAUCAUUUAAUAAGCUUCAACAAAUCUCUAAUUUGGGAUGGGAAGAGGCGGAAGAGGUUCACCUCCAGGCAAAUCUGAUAUCUGAAAUGGACAGAAAUACGUUUUACGGGUUAUACGGAGUGAAGUUUUUGGAUUUCAGCCAUAACAUGCUGACAGGCUUCGAUGCCGAUGGUUUUGUGUAUUUGAUGAAUGUAACUGAGCUCAAUAUGAGUAAUAAUCAUCUCAUGGAUUCAAACUCUUUACAGAUUGCUUUGUCAGCUAUGUCCAAACUCAAAAAGCUUGAUAUCAGUCACAAUAAUUACACUGCGUUCCCACCGGACAUGCUUAAGAAAAACAAACUUCUUCAAAGUUUGAAAGUGAACGAUAACAAGGUGCUGACGUUUCAACCCGAACUCUUCAAUCGUUUGGUCCAUCUGAAGGAAAUUGACUUGGCCAACAACAUUUUCCGCUGUGAUUGUGCAUUACUGGAUUUCCGAGACUGGUUGAGAAAAACAAAGAUUUCAGUAAUACAUCGUGUAAAUACAAGUUACUUGUGUGGAGGGCCGCCUGAUAGAAAAGGUAGUUGGGUUGUUAAUUAUGAAGUCGGGAAGUUUGAAUGUCAGCUAACAUUACUCUACAUCAUCGUCUUUUCCUCCGUAGGUACUGUGUUAAUGCUUGUGAUCGUUAUAGGGAUUCUCGUCUUCAAGGGUUACUACAACUGGCGUAAAAAACUCGGACACAGUCAACGUGAUUACACAAUCGAAUACGAAUCAGUGAACGGAAAUCUACCAGUUAUGGAUGUAAAUGGACUGACCAGACAUCACAAGCCAAAGCCGUAUAUGAACGGAGGUCAUCUAUCAAAGCAAAUAUCACGAGAUAGUUUAGAUAUUGAGGUAGAAAACUUGAUGAGGAGAAGACAGAAGAAAAACAGAGUGUUCAAUGGUAAUAUAGGAAUACCACUCGUUGGAUUAGCUAAGGAGAAGAAAGAAAAGACAAAAACGAAAAAAGCAGUGAGAAAUUCCAAACAGGACACAAACAAAAAGAAAAAAACAGCCAAAGGAAAGAAAGGAAAAACGGACAAAUACAAGUCUAAAGGCCGGUCGGACAGAGAUUUACUAAAGGAAAUGAAGUUCAAUUACAUGAAGCGAGAUGCUGCCCAGAGGUAUGCUGAGAGAAUGAGUCGUUACUAUGAUGGCAGGAAUGAUCUCAUGAUCAGUCGAAUGGUGCCAUAUUUUUAUGAUAGACAUGGCAUCCGACGAUCCACAGCAAACAUGUUUACAAGGAGUCGUCGUCCUGAAAUUCAUGGUCACAGUGACAUCAUUAGGAUACCGCGCCCCGUCCCCCGCCCACGAUAUUCCCAAAGUGUCCCAGACAUGCAUGGCUACGUCAAUUCAAUACCGCGCAGUAAAUACCCUCUAACCCCUGAAGUCCAUGUUCUUCGUCGCCAUGACAACAGGCAUCUCAACUCUCUGGACUUAGCUUCCUCCAGACGGAGAUACAAAUCUCUAGGAAAUCUUCAACCUGUGACACAUAUCCAAGGUCAAGGUCGAUCCCACCAUCAGAGUGAAACAGACUUGUACCGUAACCAGAACAACAUGUUUUUACCUGCUCGCUAUGACAAUAUCAAAUAUAACACUAUUAGUGCAAGGCCGAGGUCAUCUAGAGGACAAUUUGGUAGUAGGUCUGAAUGGAUAUAGUAAUUUUUUUAGACUUUGACAAUUACACUCAUGUACAUAUUUCUUCAAUUAGUGCUGGAUAUAUCGUGCAGUGCUUAGAGCAUGGUUUUAAACUUUCAUGGUUUUGUGGUUAUAAGCAACACACAUGGAGGAUUUUAUUUCAUACAGACAAUCUUAGUGAAAACUGUGUCAGGAGUUUUUAUGGAAUAAACCUAACACAACAGGUA
Molecule: messenger RNA, 4803 nt
Organism: Pecten maximus
Lineage: Eukaryota; Metazoa; Mollusca; Bivalvia; Pectinida; Pectinidae
Product: toll-like receptor 4
Exons: 1
Coding region: 1505-4597 (1030 amino acids)
Molecular function (GO): protein binding
Source: RefSeq, a predicted model, not a curated record